GCUGUCGUGCUGUAUUCCAUGUUUUCCCUUUUCCCUCGCAUUUAUUAUUGUUAGCCAUUUUUAAUUUUACUUACAAUUCUAAAAUAAAUUGAAAUUUUUUAAUUACGGUAUUGUAACUCGCGUUACGUAACAGGCUUAACAUCACGAGAACUUGCUUUCCGAAAGUAUUUCCUUCCAUGAAUAAACUAAUAAAAAUCAACGUCCCUGCGCCGAAACGGUCGCGCCAAAACGUAAUGUUCAUGUUCCUGUUUCAAUCAUCACGUGUGUGGUGUGAAGAACGAUAGAACGAAAUGUAAACAGAAAUUAAUAACCGCAUUUUUGCGUUUCGUGAUUUUCUGUUCGUGUUACAUGUUCUCGUCCGUUGUUUUAGACUUUUUUUGUAUAAUCAUUUCAUUUCGUAUCAAAUUCACAAUGUCCGAAAAAACUCGGAGCUCAUCCGAAACCGGAAGAAAUUCCUUCCGGCGGCAACUCCAUUGUGCUGCUUUUAAUCCCAAAUACACGGUAUUGCUUUGGAAAGUUAAUCAGGUGUGCUACGACGAAUAUAAAAAAGCAUCAUAUGAUGAGCCAAAAAGAUUAUUGAGUCUGGAAAUCGUGAAGCCCAUUGUUUCUUCAAUUUGGCAUGAUGGGACCAAAAAACAAAAAUAUCUCAGUAUCCAGCGAUUCCUCAUGCACCACGCUGUCGAAAAUAUGAAGAACAUUGAGCGUUUAAGAGCAAAUCCAAACAUUACGGUGGAACACUCGUAUGAAUCCGAACAAAAAUUAAAAGCAAUGAAUCUGAAUCUCAUCUGUCUGGAGUUCUGGGAAAUUUUCCAAGACCCCGACCAUCCGAUCGAGCCCGCCAUUGUAGCCUCAAUAACAUCCCGGUACUGUGGAACGCCAGAUGCAACUCUCCGGAAGAAGAUGCGGUCACACCUAAUGAACCAGAGAGUUGCGAUCGCAGAGUUCAUACGCAACGAACCGUGAAACUCUGAGAAUGGCGACUCUGAAGAAAUGAGCGGACGUGAUUCUUCACGGCUGGAAGAGUCUAUGGCUUCCAAUCGGUUAUGGAGAGAAAACCAAUUUUCCUUAUCUUUUUUUUUGCGCUGGAGCAUCAAUUUGGUCUGCACUCAAAGUGUGCAGCUUUGGAACUGGAUCAUGAAUAGAAUUAGUUGCUUGCGGCUCCAAACAAAUAAAAUUUGAGUGCUUCUGCACUAUCGCUUAGUUCCAUCAAACACCUAGUUGGGAAAGAGCAUAAAUGGGAUCCAAAUCGAUAGGUCCAAUUGAAACUCGAUAAACUCGAUUGUCGUAAUCCAUCGGUUCGCUGGAGGGGGCCUGUUCUGCCUGGACAUGGCACUCAAUCUAAAUUAAAUUACAUUA
Molecule: messenger RNA, 1356 nt
Organism: Venturia canescens
Lineage: Eukaryota; Metazoa; Arthropoda; Insecta; Hymenoptera; Ichneumonidae
Exons: 4
Coding region: 349-963 (204 amino acids)
Source: RefSeq, a predicted model, not a curated record